AUGAGUUCUUCUUGGAAUGAAACUGGUUGGUGGGCUGAUCAGGAAGAAUCUGAACUUUCGUAUGCUCACGAAAAACUAGAUAGAAUACUACAAAUGUUGGUAGAAGAUCCAUCUAGAAUUACUAAGUACAAGGAUGACGUGGCAAGUCGAAGAGAUCCUUCUGAAAAAGAAAAAUAUAGAAGCCCCUUUUACAAAGUAUCUCCAACUGAUAUCAAACGAAAGAAGCGACGAGAACCGUCUGAUGAAGAAGAGACUUACAAAGAAUCAUUUGUUAUAAAGGUUUUUGAAAGAAGUGUGGAUUUUGGUCAGUUCAGUGAAAAUGCUGCCUUGUAUCCUAUGGCAAGAGCCUGGAUCCGUAAUCUAAAUCAAGGUGAUUCUUCAUCAUGGAAUGACGUACCAUCUAUGGACGAUGAUCAAGAGAAUAAUGAUCAACUUCCCGAUUGCCACUAUGCAUUACCUAAGCCAAGUGAUGGCUUUACUGAUAACGACAUUCGUAUUCCCCCACCUCUGCCAUCUGAAGGUCAACCAUUCCUUAUUAACAUUGAGGAGAUGUCACCUGAGGGGUUACUGGAACAACACAUUGUUCGUUGGAGGGAAAUUCGGAGGAAAUGGAAGGCCGCUUGUCGUGACAACGAAGAACGGUAUCUGGACUCCUAUCUUAUUCUUAAAGAAACGUAUGAUAAAUUUUGUAAAGACAUGCCAUAA
This is a messenger RNA of Trichobilharzia szidati, 705 nucleotides long. NCBI's taxonomy places the organism in Eukaryota, Metazoa, Platyhelminthes, Trematoda, Strigeidida, Schistosomatidae. The record is from the annotation of a GenBank genome assembly.